Saccharomyces cerevisiae S288C is the source of this 2931-nucleotide messenger RNA. It is a transcript of the gene PDR3, whose product is annotated as drug-responsive transcription factor PDR3. Gene Ontology annotation, biological process: DNA-templated transcription; regulation of DNA-templated transcription. Gene Ontology annotation, molecular function: DNA-binding transcription factor activity, RNA polymerase II-specific; DNA binding; zinc ion binding. The coding region runs from base 1 to 2931 and encodes 976 amino acids. The record is from RefSeq and is marked reviewed. The transcript has a single exon. Gene Ontology annotation, cellular component: nucleus. NCBI's taxonomy places the organism in Eukaryota, Fungi, Ascomycota, Saccharomycetes, Saccharomycetales, Saccharomycetaceae.
AUGAAAGUGAAGAAAUCAACUAGAUCAAAAGUUUCGACAGCAUGUGUCAAUUGCAGAAAAAGGAAAAUCAAAUGCACAGGUAAAUAUCCAUGUACCAACUGCAUUUCUUACGAUUGUACGUGUGUAUUCCUAAAAAAACAUUUACCGCAGAAGGAGGAUAGUUCCCAGUCUUUGCCUACUACAGCUGUUGCUCCACCCUCUUCCCACGCCAAUGUAGAGGCUUCAGCAGAUGUACAGCAUCUGGACACUGCGAUUAAGCUAGAUAAUCAAUAUUACUUCAAACUGAUGAACGACCUGAUACAGACUCCAGUCUCUCCGAGUGCGACGCAUGCUCCUGAUACUUCCAAUAAUCCUACUAAUGAUAAUAAUAUUCUCUUUAAAGAUGAUUCCAAAUAUCAAAAUCAACUGGUUACGUAUCAAAAUAUUCUGACAAAUUUGUACGCUCUGCCGCCUUGUGAUGACACUCAGCUCUUGAUUGAUAAAACGAAGUCGCAGUUGAAUAACCUGAUUAACAGUUGGAAUCCCGAAAUAAACUACCCCAAGCUUUCCAGUUUCUCUCCUCGCCCACAAAGAUCGAUAGAAACGUAUCUUUUAACCAACAAGUAUAGAAAUAAAAUACACAUGACGAGGUUCUCCUUUUGGACAGACCAAAUGGUUAAAUCACAAAGUCCAGAUUCAUUUCUAGCCACCACUCCACUAGUAGAUGAAGUAUUUGGUCUUUUCUCUCCAAUACAGGCUUUUUCACUAAGAGGUAUAGGAUAUUUAAUUAAAAAAAAUAUCGAAAACACGGGUUCAUCGAUGUUAAUAGAUACAAAGGAAACUAUUUAUCUAAUAUUAAGAUUGUUUGAUUUGUGUUAUGAACAUUUGAUCCAAGGUUGCAUCUCUAUUUCUAAUCCAUUAGAGAACUAUCUUCAAAAAAUAAAGCAAACUCCUACUACGACGGCAUCUGCUAGUUUGCCUACUUCCCCAGCACCUUUAUCUAACGAUUUAGUCAUUUCUGUUAUUCAUCAACUACCUCAGCCAUUUAUACAAUCGAUUACCGGGUUUACGACUACUCAAUUGAUAGAAAAUUUACAUGAUUCAUUUUCGAUGUUUCGAAUAGUUACUCAAAUGUAUGCUCAACAUAGGAAGCGCUUUGCGGAAUUUUUAAACCAAGCUUUCUCCUUGCCCCAUCAAGAAAAGAGUGUUUUAUUCUCGUCAUUCUGCUCAUCAGAAUAUCUUCUAUCUACUCUUUGUUACGCAUACUACAAUGUUACCCUAUAUCACAUGUUGGACAUAAACACUUUAGAUUACCUAGAGAUUUUAGUGUCAUUGCUAGAAAUCCAAAAUGAAAUUGAUGAGCGUUUUGGAUUUGAAAAAAUGCUAGAAGUUGCGGUUACAUGCUCCACUAAGAUGGGAUUGUCUCGUUGGGAGUAUUAUGUUGGAAUAGACGAAAAUACUGCCGAACGGAGAAGAAAAAUAUGGUGGAAAAUAUACAGUCUGGAAAAGCGUUUUUUAACUGAUCUUGGUGAUUUAUCCUUAAUAAAUGAACAUCAAAUGAAUUGUCUCUUGCCGAAGGAUUUCAGGGACAUGGGAUUCAUUAACCAUAAAGAAUUUUUAACGAAAAUUGGUACGUCCUCUUUAUCACCGUCAUCGCCCAAGCUAAAAAACUUGUCAUUGUCCAGGCUUAUUGAAUAUGGUGAGUUAGCGAUAGCCCAAAUUGUUGGAGAUUUUUUUUCAGAGACUCUUUAUAAUGAGAAAUUCACGUCUUUAGAAGUAUCCGUUAAACCCACAAUUAUCAGACAAAAGUUAUUGGAGAAAGUUUUUGAGGACAUUGAAUCUUUUAGGUUAAAAUUGGCCAAAAUAAAGCUUCACACCUCAAGAGUUUUUCAAGUAGCUCACUGCAAAUAUCCAGAAUAUCCAAAAAACGAUCUAAUUGAAGCAGCUAAAUUUGUAAGUUACCAUAAAAAUACAUGGUUCUCCAUCUUGGGUGCUGUUAACAAUCUUAUUGCUAGGCUAUCUGAAGAUCCAGAGGUGAUAACUGAGCAAAGCAUGAAAUAUGCGAAUGAAAUGUUUCAAGAAUGGAGGGAAAUUAAUCAAUUCUUAAUACAGGUUGAUACUGAUUUUAUUGUUUGGGCAUGUUUGGACUUUUAUGAACUGAUAUUUUUCGUGAUGGCUUCAAAAUUUUAUGUGGAAGACCCGCACAUCACUUUAGAGGAUGUUAUCAACACUUUGAAAGUUUUUAAGAGAAUAACUAACAUUAUUUCUUUUUUUAAUAAUAAUUUGGACGAGAAGGAUUAUGAUUGUCAAACUUUCAGGGAGUUUUCGAGAAGUUCGAGUUUGGUUGCCAUAUCCAUAAGAAUCAUAUUUUUAAAAUACUGCUAUGCCGAACAAAUUGAUAGAGCCGAAUUCAUCGAACGUUUGAAAGAAGUUGAACCGGGUCUAAGUGACCUUUUGCGUGAGUUUUUUGAUACCCGCUCUUUUAUUUACAGGUACAUGUUGAAAUCCGUUGAAAAAUCAGGCUUUCAUUUAAUAAUUAGAAAAAUGUUAGAAAGCGACUAUAAAUUUUUGUAUAGAGACAAAUUGGCCACUGGUAAUAUUCCAGACCAAGGAAAUUCAAGCCAAAUUUCUCAGUUGUAUGACAGUACUGCUCCUUCAUACAACAAUGCUUCUGCCUCAGCAGCAAACUCACCGUUGAAGUUAUCGUCUUUGUUGAACUCUGGAGAGGAAUCGUACACUCAAGACGCAUCAGAAAAUGUUCCAUGUAAUCUGCGGCAUCAAGAUCGAUCGUUACAACAGACAAAAAGACAACAUUCUGCGCCUAGCCAAAUAAGCGCUAAUGAGAAUAAUAUAUACAACUUGGGUACUUUAGAGGAGUUUGUCAGCAGUGGUGACCUGACUGAUUUAUAUCAUACUCUGUGGAAUGACAAUACUUCAUAUCCCUUCUUAUGA